AAAUGCUCUCUCAGAAUCAGACUCAGACCCCCGAAACUGAGACAAAAAGCAGCAAAAAACAAGUGUAAAGAGAGAGAGAUAAGAGAGAAGAGAUGGGUGUGGAGAAGGAAGUCAUCAGACCCGGCAACGGUCCUAAACCCACUCCGGGUCAGACCGUCACCGUCCAUUGCACCGGAUUCGGGAAAGGUGGUGAUCUGUCCCAGAAGUUCUGGAGUACAAAGGAUGAGGGGCAACAACCUUUCUCGUUCCAAAUCGGUAAAGGUUCCGUGAUCAAAGGAUGGGAUGAAGGCGUUAUUGGAAUGCAGAUUGGAGAGGUUGCUCGCUUGCGGUGCACACCGGAUUACGCAUACGGCGCUAGUGGGUUUCCGGCAUGGGGAAUCCAGCCAAACUCGGUUCUCGACUUUGAAAUCGAAGUACUGAGCGUGCAGUGAUGAUCUCCCCCAGCUCCAAAAACUGUGGGAAGAUUUAAUAAUCUAUACUUGAGUGUUAAAAUUCUGAAGAGGUGACAACCCUUUUUAUCUUUAUUGCUUCUGUGAUCUUGAUGAGACAAACUUUGUGAUGUCACUCUUUCUAAAAACUCUUGGACAAACGUUUUAUCUCAAUAAAAGACCCGUCUUGUGUUUCAAUCGAAUGUUUGUAUUACUGCU
Messenger RNA from Camelina sativa (false flax), 647 nucleotides. Its product is annotated as peptidyl-prolyl cis-trans isomerase FKBP12. The record is from RefSeq and is a predicted model, not a curated record. Gene Ontology annotation, cellular component: cytoplasm. Gene Ontology annotation, molecular function: peptidyl-prolyl cis-trans isomerase activity. Lineage: Eukaryota; Viridiplantae; Streptophyta; Magnoliopsida; Brassicales; Brassicaceae.